CAAAGGUCCAAGUCGGCGGAUGGGCAUCCGCGGGCUGACGUCGUACGUGGCGGCGCGCCAAGACGAGUGCGCCACGGAAGUAGAGGAUCUGACAAAUGUGACGCUCGGCGUUGACUUGGACUCGUUUUUGCACUUUGCAUGCCGAGAGCUUGUGCACACAAUCGAUGCGCACUGGUUACUCCUUGGUGGAGACGCCCGCGCGUUGUACGUGUGGGUGCGCGCGUGGAUGCGACCUCUGUUUGAACGAAAGAUCCGCCUCAAGUUUGUGCGCGACCCACCAGGGAUGCUCAAUACGAUCAAGGACGUCGCUCGCGGCCGGCGGAGAAGCGAAAAAAUGGAGAAGUCCAAGAGCGUAGUGCAGGGACUGUACGCACCGCCCACACCAUUGUCUCCACAAGGAAUCGACGAGGUUUCACCGCUAGCGCCCACAGUGCCUUUGGAUCUCGUCCAGUUGACCGAGGAAGCUGCGACCAUCCUCAUGGAAACCCAGGCGGUGUUUGCGUUUGCGCGCAAAGCAUUGGUCACGUGUCUACAACACGCUGGUUGCUCCAUCGUAACGGCGCCUAUCGAAGCAGAUGAAACCCUCGGCGAACUGGUGCGGUCCAAGACCAUCUUCGCCGCCGUCGCGCACGAUUCGGACUACUUGAUCAUGCACAAAGUGCGGUACAUUCCGUUUUCGUCGAUCCAGGUGGAUCCGACGUCCGGGUUUGUCCGGGCUACGGUCUUUGACUCGGACAAAUUGGCUGCAGUGUCCGGGUUAGCGCCCGAAAAGCUCGUGGAGUGGGCGAUUGUGUGCGGAAACGAUUUUACGCCGUACGUGGACGUGCAUUUCAACCUCGCAAAGGCGUUGCAUUUGCCUGCGCUGCGGCAGUCGCAAGGCAGCUACGACGUCGCCGACGCCCUCGUGUGGUUGCAAGAGCACUUGGGCACGUCCAACUGGCUGGACGACCCUGAGUUCAAGGAGCUUUUGACCCACGACAACGAUCUGCUCACGCACGUGUACGGGAUUUACUGCUUCUACGGGGUUGGUGGCGCCGUGAAGAAGCGGUUUCCGACAGCUGUGCGGCACGCUGUCCUAUCAACCGUGGAGUGGAAGCGCGCCCGGAAGCUGCUCGACAAGGCGAUGCUGCCGUCAUUUGCGAUCGACGUGAUGUUUGAUCAACGUCGGUCGCUCAGUCAUCGGUGGAUGUUUGGUGACCUCACGUGGUGCCCGUUGCUGGCCGCGGCGCGCCAGGGCACAUAUGGCCUCCUCAGACAAACCAACGUCGAAGAAUACGUGACAUGUGUGUUAACGGGCAACCUCAUCACACGACUUGUGACAGCCACCCCCAGCGACGUGGGUUUCGACACAAAGCAUGCGAAAUCCAUUCGAGUCGACCAUUUCCAGGCCAUGGUACUGUCGUGGGUCGCCGUGGCACCGACCGUGCACACCGCGCUGGCGACCUGGAAACCCCCAAAGAAGCAGGUCGAAUUGAAAUUUGUCGGGUAUGCGUUGGGCAUGGUACUGGCAGCAUCGGAUACAUUGAGCUACAACACGUGGACAACUCUCUUGCUGACGUCCGUCGUCAGCAUUUGUAUCCAAAAGGAAUCGAGCCCUAGCAUCGCAUUUGUCCCGCCCGCGGGGCUGUCGCGGGAGGUCGUGGAGACGGCGUGCCGGUACUUGUCGUCGUUGGAGACGCUCUUUCACGUGUGCGACAUCCUAAAGCUGCAUACGGACGUCAAUUGCCAUGCGUUUUACUCUGCGUCGUUGUUUGCGUACUUUUUGAAGACCUCUCUCGUGUCCAAGACAACCGUGCAACGCAUGGUGGCGGAUCCAGCUCUAGCUUUGACGGAAGAGCAGGUACAGGCGUGCAUGUGGAGCUUCCACACGCUGGUGGAUUUGUUUGCCAAGGCGUUGCCGCCCACGACUGCCUCAUCGUCGCUGUCGCCAUCGAUGGAGUUGCAGACGGACAUCAACGGGAGUGUUGAGGGGACGCGUGAUUUGUUAACGCCGGCCGUGAUAUUACUCAAGAAUCCUACAAUGGCCAAGAAAGGUGCCAAGAAGUUUGUUAAAAAGGCAUCCCGUUCCACCGUUGCAUUCCCGACAGAAAAGUUGCGUAAACCCACGGCCAUCAACGCUACCGACUCGGACGGCAAUUUGCAUCCGUUCGAAUGGGCAGUCGAUGUGAGCCAAACACCGACCGAAAACGUGGCCCCGGCCCCAAAAGAUCUCAAACAAUUGAUCUUUUCGUUGCCAGUGUUCAAGCACAAAGAAGAGAUUCUCGACCACGUAGCGACGAACCCGCUGGUUGUGAUUCAAGGGGAAACUGGUUGUGGGAAAAGUACGUCGGUGCCGCAAUUUUUGCUGGACGCGAACGCCGAGACAGCCAAUAUUUACGUGACGCAGCCGCGGCGCGUCGCGGCCCUGACCCUGGCGGCCACCGUGGCGAGAAUGCGGGGCGAGACGGUUGGCUCUACGAUCGGAUACCGUGUGGGCCAAAUGCAACACGACUCGGACAAGACUCAAAUUACUUAUGUGACGACGGGGUACAUGCUGGAGCGAUUGAUUCACAACCCCGACAGCGUGAAGGGCGUGACACAUUUGAUUUUGGACGAAGCGCAUGAGCGCAGCAUGGACAUGGAUAUGCUGCUCUUGAUGGUUGCAACAAAUUGGCGGUUGUUUCCAGCCCUGAAACUCGUCAUUAUGUCGGCGACGAUGGAUGCAUCUAUCUUUUUCAAGUAUUUCAAACCGGUGCUGCCCGUCCCAAUGCAGCACAGCGACGAAUUGUUUGUCGGGUCGGCUCUCCACCCUGUCAAAACCGUCUUUCUUGAAGACAUGAAGCGCAUUCCUGGCCUCAAAGUUGGCAAACUGGCCGAAGCGCUCAACUCUUGGGACAAGUCGAUGAUGAACGAUGUGGAAAUGAUGACCAAACAACUGCAGAAGGUGGUGACGGCGCAAUUGGAUUUGUGUGUCCAAGUGGCUCACACGAUUGUGAAAUCCCAAGGCGGCUCGGGCUGCAUAUUGAUUUUUGUGUCGGGGCUGGCCGACAUUCAGUACCUCCACGAGAAAUUUGAGUCGUGGCCCAUGAUUCAGCUCUUUGUGCUGCACAGCGACAUCGAAAUGGACGACCAGGCCAAGGCGUUUAAGGACGUCCAAGGCAAGAUGAAAAUCAUCCUGUCGACGAACAUCGCCGAAAGCAGUGUGACGAUUCCCGAUGUCACGCACAUCGUGAACACGGCGCUGGAAAAGCAAAUUUUGAUGGACAAGACGACCAAGUCGGAGGUUCUCGUGCGGAUGUGGUGCUCGAAGGCGUCGGUAAAGCAGCGCUCGGGUCGCGCCGGACGUAUCCGCCCCGGCGUGGCGUUCCAUUUGUUCACCAAGCGCUUUAUGGAAACGUGCAUGGACGAAUACACGACCCCUGAGCUCCUGCGCAAGCCGCUGGACAAGGUCGUGCUCCAAAUGAAAGCGCAGAUGCAGCACAUCGGCACGCCAUCGGAGCUGCUUGCCCAGGCCGUGACUCCACCAGACGUGGCGAAUAUCGACAUGGCGUACAAGAUGCUGCACACGUUUUCCGCCGUGACAUCGCCCCGCGAAGAGGACAGUAUUACGUCGUUCGGACUCUUCUCUGUGCAUUUCCCCCUGGACAUUCGUCUCUGUCGCUUGCUCAUGUACGGCUUGACGGCGUGGGAAUGGGGCGUCGGGGUGGUGGAAGUCGUCCUCCUUGUUGCGGUGCUUGCGUCACCGGACCUACACCUCGCUCCGUCUCGCUUCCACAUUGCGUCGUCGGAAAUGUACAUGCACGAGAUGAAAGCAGUCUUGGCGGCGAAGUUGGAGCUCCAAGAAGGCGACGUGCGCAGCGAACCGCUGGCUAUCUGGAAACUCAUGGUCCAGUGCCUCGCGUGUACGAACAAGGGCCAAGUGGUCGGACUUCUUAAAAAGUUCGCCAUCUCGUUUCGCCGAUUCCAAACGACGCUGGUGCUUGUGGGGGAGUUAUGUGUGCGGUUGAUUCGGUUGGCAAAAAAGCCCCCCUACCGCGGCUUGCGUGCCUUACAACCCUCCAUGGUGGCCCAUCUCGAGCGCCUUCAAAAGUUUAGCGGACGUAUGUACUCGUCCGAGCCUUGGACGUAUGCCCACGCUCCGCUCCCGAUGCUACGAUUUUUGCUUGUACUCAACUACCACGACUGCCUCGCGCGAGGACGCUUGCCAGAGAAAAAAGGGAAAGGGGCCAAGGGAGGCAAGGCAAAAAAGGAGAAAAUCCAAGGUCCAUUGAGUGCGCAACUUGCGAUUAAGGUCGAUACCACGUGCCAGUGGGGACUGAAAAUUCCCCCGGAACACUUCAAAUACCUCGUGGAGCCGCUCACACUGGAGCCUGAAGUCCACCACGUGUCGAAGAAUCCGAAAGGAUUUGAUCUGAAGGUUUCGCCUGGGUCGACGCCGUUUCCAUUCAGCGUCUCACUGCUCUUUUUCCUUCGCGAAGGCCGCUUCCCCGUGGAUUUACCCGUGUUGCCGCUGUGGUUACCGGCGCCGGGCGACCCCGAUGCCCUCCGCAUCCGCUUUAACGACUUGAAUGUCGGUGGACUCAUUCGAUGGCAGCAAACCCCAAGUGAAAAGAACUUGAUCGUGAGCGGACGCAGUGUGUUUGCCUUGCCGCAAUUGAAGCUGGACAAAAAGAUGAUUGUCGGCGUUUUUGCCGAGCAGUUGCUCACGGGCGAUGGGUCGACCCUCAUGGGAGGAUGCUGCACACUCUUGCCGCCACACGUGGACUCGUACUAUCCAGUUGUGAUGCUGAUCACGACCAAAUGCGAUGUGUGGCUUUACAUGGACGGCAGCCGCAAAUUCUGGACGCAAGCCAAGAUCGAUGGGGUGAAUUACGUGAUUGAGGAGAGUCGCUGUGUGCCAUUGCAGCCGACGUUGAAGAUCAUCAACACGGUGCGCACCGAGCUGUCGCGGGGCCUCGUCGACGCGCUGCUGACCACCGACAACAAGAAAGACGAUGCGACGAUCACAAGCUCGGACAUGGAUGCCCUUUUUGAGACGCGCCACAAGAAACUCAACGGCAUGAAGUGGGUUCGCGUGACGCUUGACGUGACCAACGACGUCCCAUUCCCCCCGUUUGAUGUGGAAUGAUGUGGGCUUACCACACGAAGGGUGCGUGCGAAGCUGGCGCUGUCGUCGGCACAUGCCGCUCUUCGAUUCCAACUUUGACAAAGUCGUGUACGAUAAUCGAACGGUCAAUGGAAUAGGCUCGAGUCGUACUCUCGAUGCACUGGGUUGUGAAAAGUGUUGAGAGAUCGAUGGAUGUGCCCCUCAACCGACCACUCGCUGCCAAAAGUCGUGCGAUAAUUGCUCGUAAUGCGAUCUUUGAGCAGACCAAC
Molecule: messenger RNA, 5355 nt
Organism: Aphanomyces invadans
Lineage: Eukaryota; Oomycota; Saprolegniomycetes; Saprolegniales; Verrucalvaceae
Exons: 13
Coding region: 20-5107 (1695 amino acids)
Cellular component (GO): intracellular anatomical structure
Molecular function (GO): nuclease activity; ATP binding; RNA binding
Source: RefSeq, a predicted model, not a curated record